AGGCGCGUGACCCGGAAACGGAGGGCGAAGGGAAUUUUGCCGGAGAUCAAGAUGGCGGAGGAGCAGCAGGAAACAACACAGGCAGAGAUGGAAGGGGUGAACUGCCUUGCGUACGAUGAGGCCAUAAUGGCUCAGCAGGACCGAAUCCAGCAGGAGAUAGCCACCAGCAUCCCUUUAGUGUCAGACAGACAGGACCUCUCUGUUCUGAAGAGGGAGUAUGCCGAGGAUGAUACUGUGUAUCAGCUGAAGAUAAAGGAUCUGCACAAAAAGUACUCGUAUAUCCGGAAAACGCGGCCAGAUGGGAACUGUUUCUACAGAGCCUUCGGCUUCUCGCAUUUGGAGUCGCUUCUGGAUGACAGCAAGGAGCUGCAGAGGUUCAAGGCUGUAGCAGCAAAGAGCAAACUGGACCUGGUGAAUCAAGGGUUCACGGAGUUUACCAUCGAGGAUUUCCACAACACAUUCAUGGACCUGAUUGAUCUGUGUGAGAAGCAGCCAUCUUUGGUGGAUUUGCUGGCCUCGUUCAAUGACCAGAGCGUGUCGGAUUACGUGGUGGUUUACCUGCGGCUCCUCACCUCCGGGUUCCUGCAGCGUGAGCACACCUUUUUCCAGCAUUUCAUCGAAGGCGGCCGCUCUGUGAAAGAGUUCUGUCAGCAGGAGGUGGAGCCGAUGUCCAAAGAGAGCGAUCACAUCCACAUCAUCGCUCUGGCCCAGGCGCUGAACGUCUCCAUCCUAGUGGAAUACAUGGACAGGGGAGAGGGGGGCACGGUGAACCAUCACGUCUUUCCCGAAGGCAGUGAGCCUCGCAUCUUCCUGCUCUACCGACCGGGCCACUACGACAUUCUGUACAAAUAGCAGAUCGGGUUACCUGCUCUGCGGGCGGAAGUGAAACGGCCGUGAGGAAAACAUGCAUCUACAUGUACAAAAGAAUGACGGUAUGAUAUCUACGAAGAACACGGUAUACAGUGGCCAGACCUACGUUACCCCAUUCACAAAAACUGAAAUGAUAAAAUGUUUAAAUAUAGCAGUGAAUCCAGGCGUUUAUAGAGUUGUACAGUUUUCUUUUUUUGUGGUUGUAAAUGGUAUUGACUUGCCUUUUUGUUAGUGUUUCCUUUGUUACACUGUUUCAUGUGUUUUAUUAAAAGGAUUUCAAUCUUA
This is a messenger RNA of Paramormyrops kingsleyae, 1155 nucleotides long. RefSeq names its product OTU deubiquitinase, ubiquitin aldehyde binding 1b (gene otub1b). Lineage: Eukaryota; Metazoa; Chordata; Actinopteri; Osteoglossiformes; Mormyridae. Gene Ontology annotation, biological process: negative regulation of double-strand break repair; protein K48-linked deubiquitination. Gene Ontology annotation, molecular function: ubiquitin binding; cysteine-type deubiquitinase activity. The record is from RefSeq and is a predicted model, not a curated record. Gene Ontology annotation, cellular component: nucleus.